AUGGGCACCACAGCGCGGCGCGAGCCGCUGAAGCAGCGCGUGAACCGCUGCCUCCUCAAGCUUUCCGACCGCGACACAGAGGCCAUGGCGGCCGCCGAGCUCGAGGCCAUCGCGCGCGCGCUCGAGCCGGACGAGCUCCCGGCCUUCGUCUCGGCCGUCUCGGACGCGCGCCCCACCGACAAGACCCCGCUCCGCCGCCACGCGCUGCGCGCCCUGGCGCUCGUCGCGGCGUCCCACCCUCGCGACGCCGUGGCCCCGCUCGUCCCGCGCAUCCUCGCCGCCGCGCUCCGCCGCGUCCGAGACCAGGACUCCUCCGUCCGAGCCGCGCUCGUCGACACCGCGCGCGCCGCGGCGGCGGCCUCGGCCUCGGCCUCCGCCGCGCUCCGGCCCCUCACGGACGCGCUCCUCCACGAGCAGGACCAGUGCGCGCAGCUGGCGGCCGCCCUCGCCACGGCCGCCGCCGUCGAGGCUUCCGCCGCCACCGCCGACCUCGCUUCCUACCUCCACAAGCUCCAACCGCGCCUCCUCAAGUUACUUCGCAGCAAUGCCUUCAAGGCCAAGCCCGCGCUCAUCACCCUCAUCGGCGCCUCCGCGGCCAUGGCCGGCGAUGCCGAAGUCACCGCCUCCAUCCCGUGCCUCCGCGAUGCAAUCGCUAGCGAUGACUGGGCAGCGAGGAAGGCCGCGGCGGAGGCGCUAGCUGCAUUGGCCCUAGAGCACACGGAUCUUCUCACGACCUACAAAUCCUCUUGCGUUACCUUCUUCGAUGCCAGAAGGUUUGACAAGGUCAAGAUUGUGCGAGAGUCGAUGAACCGGAUGAUUGAGGCGUGGAAGGAGAUCCCGGGCGCUGAAGAGGACGAGUGCUCCUCCGCUCCGCCACCAGCGUCCCAGUCACAGCGAAGAUCUUCUCUUACAGGGAGUGCAAGUGGUGGGCGAUAUCCGGCUGCUUCGCUGGGCUCAAACUCAGUUCCAUCAGCAACAAGGAGGAGCAGAUUACCUGUGAGCAGAUCAUCUCCGCCUGAUGUGUCACCCAGUGUCACCAAAACAAAUAGUCCUUCAUCCAUCAGGAACAAGAAGCUGUCACCGCCUUCAUAUCGCAAAGUUCGCCAAGCAAAUAAUUGUGACUACAAGGUUGAGAUUGCUGUUGCCCCGGAUGCUACCCCAAUCAAAGUGGUGACGGAGGAGAAGCUGCUGAAAGGAGGCAAUGUGAGAGACAGACUGGAGGUUAGGAGGACACUCUUCCAAGGCAGCGAGGAUAGGUCGGCCAAGCUGGCUGGACACAAAGCAGGGUCACGAGUUGUUCCGUACGAGGGCGGUGGUAAUUUGGAAGAGAUUUCAGAAAUUGAAGGUGGAUCGGAAAGGUAUGCAGUUCAAAAGGAUGAGAGCUUGUCAGAAAUAAGGACGCAGCUCCUUCAGAUUGAAAAACAGCAAAGCAGUUUACUGGAUCUUCUCCAGAAAUUUAUGGGGAAGUCUGAGAAUGGUAUGAAUUCUUUGGAGACAAGGGUGCAUGGGCUGGAGAUGGCUUUGGAUGAGAUCUCUCGUGAUUUGGCCUUCUCUUCAGGAAGGAUGUCAAACAGGGAGCCUGAUGUAAAGACAUGCUGCAUUCUGAGCCCAAAAUUCUGGAGAAGGCACAAUGGUGGUAGGUCUUCCUCAAGGUUUUCUGCCUCAGACCCAGCAAACAGCUCAGACGAGAGCAGAACUUCUUACAAAUGGGAGAGACAGAAGUUUGGGCUUCAGGGUGGGUUUGUCACAAACCCAUUAGCCGAGCCAAACAUUUCAUCUGUAGGGAAAACAAUGGUUACUCAAGAAGGCAGGAAGAAGGAUACAACUUUACAGAAGUCAAGUUCAGUUGCAGAAGAUACGGUUGUUAGGACAAUCAGAUAUUCCCAAAUAAUAGAUUACUGA
Molecule: messenger RNA, 1902 nt
Organism: Miscanthus lutarioriparius
Lineage: Eukaryota; Viridiplantae; Streptophyta; Magnoliopsida; Poales; Poaceae
Source: the annotation of a GenBank genome assembly